Micromonas commoda is the source of this 4237-nucleotide messenger RNA. It is a transcript of the gene CHLH1, whose product is annotated as magnesium-chelatase subunit chlH chloroplast precursor. Gene Ontology annotation, molecular function: magnesium chelatase activity. The transcript has a single exon. The record is from RefSeq and is a predicted model, not a curated record. Bases 1 to 3984 code for a protein of 1327 amino acids. Gene Ontology annotation, biological process: chlorophyll biosynthetic process. Lineage: Eukaryota; Viridiplantae; Chlorophyta; Mamiellophyceae; Mamiellales; Mamiellaceae. Gene Ontology annotation, cellular component: chloroplast.
AUGUUCACCAACGUCGACCCCUCGGUUCGCCGCAUCGUCCCCGAUGCCAAGGGCCGCACCGUCGUCAAGGUUGUCUACGUCGUCCUCGAGUCCCAGUACCAGUCCGCGCUCUCCGCCGCGGUCAACUCCCUCAACGCUAACAACCCCAAGGUGUGCUUCGAGGUGUCCGGCUACCUCCUCGAGGAGCUCCGCGACGCCAAGAACCUCGCCAUGAUGAAGGAGGACGUCGAGAACGCCAACAUCUUCAUCGGCUCGCUCAUCUUCAUCGAGGAGCUCGCCGAGAAGAUCGUCGAGGUGGUCCAGCCCCUCCGCGAGAAGCUCGACGCGUGCCUCAUCUUCCCCUCGAUGCCCGCGGUGAUGAGGCUCAACAAGCUCGGCACCUUCUCCAUGGCGCAGCUCGGCCAGUCCAAGUCUGCCAUCGCGUCCUUCAUGAAGAAGAAGAAGGAGUCCGGCGGCUUCGAGGAGGGCAUGCUCAAGCUCGUGCGCACCCUCCCCAAGGUGCUCAAGUACCUACCCUCCGACAAGGCCCAGGACGCCCGCAACUUCAUGAACUCCCUGCAGUACUGGCUCGGCGGCAGCUCGGACAACCUCGAGAACUUCCUCCUCAUGAUCUCCAAGGCGUACGUUCCCGCGCUCAAGGACAUGGAGAUGGAGAUUGCCGAGCCCGAGACGUUCCCCGACAUCGGCAUCUGGCACCCCACCGCGCCCACCAUGUACGAGGACCUCAAGGAGUACCUCAACUGGUACGACACCCGCAAGGACAUGACCUUCGCCAAGGAUGCCCCCGUCGUCGGCCUCGUCCUCCAGCGCUCGCACCUCGUCACCGGCGACGAGGGCCACUACGCGGGCAUGGUGAUGGAGCUCGAGUCCCGCGGCGCCAAGGUGGUGCCCGUGUUCGCGGGCGGCCUCGACUUCUCCGUCCCGGUCGAGCGCUUCUUCUUCGACCCCAUCACCAAGGGUGCCUUUGUCGACACCGUCCUGUCCCUCACCGGCUUCGCGCUCGUCGGCGGUCCCGCUCGCCAGGACCACCCCAAGGCUAUCGACUCCCUCAAGAAGCUCAACGUGCCCUACAUGGUGACCGUGCCCCUGUCCUUCCAGACCACCGAAGAGUGGACCGAUUCCACCCUCGGCCUUCACCCCGUGCAGGUUGCGCUCCAGGUUGCGCUUCCCGAGCUCGACGGCGGCCUCGAGCCCAUCAUCUUCUCCGGCCGCGACUCCAAGACUGGCAAGUCGCACUCCCUCCAGGAUCGCGCCUCACAGAUCGCCGCGCGCGCCAUGAAGUGGGCCAACCUCCGCAAGAAGAAGAACGUGGAUAAGAAGCUAGCCAUCACCGUCUUCUCCUUCCCCCCUGACAAGGGCAACGUCGGCACCGCCGCGUACCUCAACGUGUUUGGCUCCAUCUACCGCGUGCUCCAGGGCCUCAAGAAGGAGGGCUACAACGUCGGUAACCUGCCCAAGACCGAGGAGGACCUCAUCAACUCCGUCCUCAACGACAAGGAGGCCAAGUUCGCCUCGCCCGACAUGAACAUCGAGUACAAGAUGUCCGUCAAGGAGUACGAGAAGCUCUGCAUCUACCAGGAGGACCUUCACGAGAACUGGGGCCCUCCCCCCGGCAACCUCAACUCCGACGGCCAGAACCUCCUCGUGUACGGCAAGAAGUUCGGCAACGUCUUCAUCGGCGUCCAGCCCACUUUUGGCUACGAGGGCGAUCCCAUGCGCCUCCUCUUCUCCAAGUCCGCCUCGCCCCACCACGGUUUCGCGGCGUACUACACCUACAUCGAGGAGGUUUUCGGUGCCGACGCCGUGCUCCACUUUGGCACCCACGGCUCCCUGGAGUUCAUGCCCGGUAAGCAGGUUGGCAUGUCCGGCGAUUGCUACCCCGAUCACCUCAUCGGCAGCACCCCGAACAUCUACUACUACGCCGCCAACAACCCUUCCGAGGCUACCAUCGCCAAGCGCCGCUCCUACGCCAACACGAUCUCCUACCUGACCCCGCCCGCCGAGAACGCCGGUCUGUACAAGGGUCUCAAGGAGCUCAAGGAGCUCAUCGCGUCUUACCAGGGCCUGAAGGACUCCGGCCGCGGCGCGUCCAUCGUCAACUCCAUCGUCACCACCGCGAUCCAGUGCAACCUCGACAAGGACAUUAAGGAGCUCCCCACCGAGGAGGAGGACGCCAAGGAUUUCGACCAGGACAAGCGCGACAUGAUCGUCGGUAAGGUUUACCAGAAGCUGAUGGAGAUCGAGUCCCGCCUCCUCCCCUGCGGCCUCCACGUCGUCGGCUGCCCCCCCUCCGCGGAGGAGGCUGUCGCCACCCUCGUCAACAUCGCCGGCAUCGACCGCGAGGAUGAGGAGAUUCUCGCGCUUCCCCAGCUCCUCGCCCAAUCCGUCGGCGACGACAUCGAGCGCAUCUACCGCGCCAACGACGAGGGCAAGCUCGCCGAGGUGCAGCUCCUUCAGGACAUCACCGAGGCGUCCCGCGCGAUGAUCCGCACCUUUGUCUCCCGCGCGUCCGACCCCUCGGGCCGCCUCGCCGCCAACGCACUCGGCGCCCUCGGCAACAUGUUCGGCGGCGCCGCCGUCGCGGUGCCCUGGGGCGAGUCCCUCAAGUCCACCAAGUUCAAGGACAUCGACGUCGUCGCCACUCGCAAGCUCUUCGACUACCUCCGCUUCUGCCUCGAGCAGAUCGUCAAGGAUAACGAGCUCGGCGCCCUCGUCGAGGCUCUCGACGGCCAGUACGUCCUCCCCGGCCCCGGCGGUGACCCCAUCCGCAACCCCAAGGUUCUCCCCACCGGCAAGAACAUCCACGCGCUCGACCCCCAGGCGAUCCCCACCUCCGCCGCGCUCGCCUCCGCCAAGGUUGUUGUCGAUCGCCUCAUCGAGCGCCAGCGCGUCGAGAACAACGGAGUCUACCCUGAGUCCAUCGCGCUCGUGCUCUGGGGUACCGACAACAUCAAGACCUACGGCGAGUCCCUCGCGCAGGUGAUGCUCAUGGUCGGCGUCCGCCCCAUGCCCGACGCCCUCGGCCGCGUGAACAAGCUCGAGCUCAUCUCCCUCGAGGAGCUCGGCCGCCCCCGCAUCGACGUCGUCGUCAACUGCUCCGGUGUCUUCCGCGACCUCUUCGUCAACCAGAUGAACCUUCUCGACCGCGCUGUCAAGCUCGCCGCCGAGCAGGACGAGCCCCACGAGAUGAACUUCGUGCGCAAGCACGCCGUCGAGCAGGCUGAGGAGCUCGGCCUCUCCAUCCGCGAGGCUGCCACCCGCAUCUUCUCCAACGCGUCCGGUUCCUACUCUUCCAACGUGAACCUCGCCGUCGAGAACUCCUCGUGGAACGAUGAGUCCCAGCUCCAGGAUAUGUACCUCAACCGCAAGUCCUUCGCGUUCAACUCGGACACCCCCGGCGCGGGCAUGGAGACCAAGACCGACAUCUUCAAGUCUGCCCUCUCCAAGGUUGACGUCACCUUCCAGAACCUCGACUCGUCCGAGAUUUCCCUCACCGACGUGUCGCACUACUUUGACUCUGACCCCACCAAGCUUGUCGCCGGCGUGCGCAAGGAUGGUAAGAUGCCCUCGUCCUUCAUCGCGGACACCACCACCGCGAACGCCCAGGUGCGCUCUCUCUCCGAGACUGUGCGCCUGGACUCCCGCACCAAGCUGCUCAACCCCAAGUGGUACGAGGGCAUGCUCGCUUCGGGCUACGAGGGCACGCGCGAGAUUCAGAAGCGCCUCAACAACACCCUCGGCUGGUCCGCCACCUCCGGUCAGGUGGACAACUGGGUGUACGAGGAUGCCAACGACGUGUACAUGAAGGAUCCCGAGAUGCAGAAGAGGCUUAUGGAGUCCAACCCCAACUCCUUCCGCAAGAUGGUUGCCAACUUCCUGGAGGCGAACGGGCGCGGUUACUGGGAGACUUCGGAGGAGAACAUCGAGCGCCUUCGCAACCUCUACAUGGAGGUCGAGGACCGCAUCGAGGGUGUCGAGAACUAAAUUGGUUCUCCACGGCACCCGGGUUCUUCGCCCGGUCACAUUUUUGCAGCAUCGCGUAGCCAAAUUGGACGUCACACAUGAACUGCCAUUCUUUCAAUACCCUCGUGCUCCGAGCCACAUCAAGCCAGGCGGGGGGCGACUUUUAAUAGUCCGCAGCCCGGCGUAGCACGGGGAGGGAUAUUCUGUGUGCUUGUGUACACUCUUUUCAAAAACAUUGCAACUUUUAAUUUCAAACCAAAAAACUUACCAAAUG